GAUUGCUUCAAAUAGGUUAAUGCAUUCGGAAUUUUCAUUUUGAAAUAAUUUAAAAGAACGGAUACACUUGGGUGUUUAGUGUAUAAAGAUUCACAAAUUGAAUCAUAUGAAGAUACUAGCAGGAUGAAUAUUUAUAUCGAAACUCAUUGUUAAAACAAAGCUUGCAGCUUAUCGACGAGUUUAAGAUGGAUUGAGAUGAGUGCGUGAGCGAGCAAUAAGUAGAUCGCAGAUAAAUUUAAUUUUCCUUCUGCUUGCGGUGAGUUGAGAAGAUUGGAUACUAAAGUAAUAAAAAACAAUACAUAUUAGAAUGCAAAAUUACGCAUGUAACUAAAUUAGAUAGUCGUAAAAAUGGCUAGCGAGUCCAGUAGCCCGAGGGCGGGGCAAACACCCCGGGCCCCUAUUUCUCUGGAGGGGGAGCGCCGGAAGGCGAUGAAGCUGGUAUACAAUAUGGAAAAGGACUGCGAUCACUUCCGGGAAAAAUGGCUCCUAGAGGACACGGACGAUAACUCAGACGAUUGGUUGGAAUUUAUCAAUCUUGCUAAAAAUAGAAAAGGUGUUGUCGGGAAUGUCAGCAGUCACAGGGAAUUCGCAAAAGAAUUGCAGAAAAUAAGAUUAGAAGGCGGAUUUCUAGCAAGUCGUGUUAGCACUAUAGAUCAAAUCCAGAAGGUAUGCGAAAGGGCAAAGGCGUUUGAUGACACUUUCGAGCUUAACUAUCAAAGGAUUGAAGAUGCCCUGAAUCAUUACAUGGUAAAGUAUUGCUUGAGCUUUUUUGCGGAACUCGAGGAACUAGACGUUGAAUGUGUACGAGAUUAUGAGAACGGAAUCAACCAGUGGCAUGCCGAGAUAAGGGCGUGUCUUCAGGAAGCAGAAAGCGCUAAGGAUAAUAUUCAGGAACAUUUGCAGCUAGGAUUUGCUGAAUAUGUUAGUUCAUACAGUCAGAUUGUUCGCUCAAUGCAUUCAGUCCUGGAUGCUUUUCUGGCCGUUUGCGACCCCUUCCGGAGCUGGGUAUCGGCGGAUGAGGGUUAUAUAAAGAAAAUACGAAUCGAACUUGCGUGCUUGGAUGGCCAACGCAACCGGAAGUCUGAAGCCGUACGGCGAAACACGUUUCGAAUGCAUGAGGACAAUGCGAAAGGGCUUAGGACAAGCUUCCAAAACAAACAGCUGGACGAAAAGGUCCAGACGACAGGUCAUAGUCGUAAGUUCUGCCGGAAGCGCGAGUUCUCUUAUUUGGAUAAGAUCGAAAUGACAGAGAACAUUCUGCACGAGAGGCGCCGGGAGCUGGAAGAGGCCCAGAGUAAGCUGCAGGCCCGCCCACUCCACUCUCUGGUCCGGGAGCCGUCGGACGGCGUCACCGACCAUGCAGCGCGUCUCCAACGUGACGUCACCCGCCUCGAGCGAAGACUGGAGGCGAUGAAGCGCGGCAAACGGGACAUGCGCGAGACGAGAUACUCUCUACAGAAGCAGUACCACAACCUGAGGGGCCGUUACGAGACGCAAGUAAAGGACGCCGCUCGAGAAGCUGAGCAGUUCGAGAACCACGCCCACGUCAUGCGCGAGGAGGGAGAACGCUUGCGAACGCUUGAGCGCAAGGUCCGGGCUCUGCGGCGAAUCAUUUACGUGAAGUCACAUCCGGCGACGGUGAAAAAGAUUUUCUUCGAGGGCUAUACGCCUGGAGUGAAAAUUGACUAUCGAGUUGCACCUGCAAGACUUGACGGUCCAGAUACCCUGCAGGAGGCAAUUGAUGUGGCUGCCGCCGGCGUCGGCAAGGAUUGGGACAAAAUGUACCGACAGCUGCCCUUCAAUCCGCCCAGGAAUGCCCACCUGCGGCACCAGGAUCUCGAGCUUCUCGAUAUGGACUUCAAAUGCGUACAUCCGCCGACCCAGCAGAUGGCGUUGCGGUCACUAGACAAGUGGACGAGCCUUAGCAACGUGACAUCAGUAAACGCGCUGGUGCGCACGCUGAAAACCAUCAAGAAAAUGGACGUGGCCAAGCAGAUUGAGAAGAAAGUGCUUACCGUCGUCAAUUAAUACGCAAUCAGGAAAUGGCGGUCAAUGUUUAUGUCUGAACAUUGCGGUCAUGAAAGUGAUAUUAUGGGCAUCUAACAGUAUAUAAGUGUCAAUUGCAA
Dreissena polymorpha is the source of this 2126-nucleotide messenger RNA. RefSeq lists its product as uncharacterized. The transcript has 6 exons. Gene Ontology annotation, molecular function: protein binding. The record is from RefSeq and is a predicted model, not a curated record. NCBI's taxonomy places the organism in Eukaryota, Metazoa, Mollusca, Bivalvia, Myida, Dreissenidae. Gene Ontology annotation, biological process: signal transduction. Bases 349 to 2028 code for a protein of 559 amino acids.